GCCAGUAAGCAGUAGCAGUCACAGUUAUUGCGUAUCCGUUAGCGGAUCUCGAACGCAACCACUACGUCGCCAACUGUUAGGCAAAACCGCGAAACUAAAUAAAUAGUGAAAGUGUGAAUAAUUACAACAUAAGAAUAACCAUUGGGUUGAAAGAAAAUCAAAAUGAAAAACAUAAUAUUCAUUUUCGCAGCUGUGCUACUUUGUCUCGGCGCUAGCUCAGUACGAGGUGACCUACUCGAUUGCACUGAUAAAAUUUUGCCAUCCCUCUCUGAUGUACCCAUCAUUGGACCAAAGGUGGCCAAUCCCGAGGAUAGUGCUGAGCAUCAGGUGCGCGAUUUCUUUAAAAAUGUCGGCUGUCAAAUAAAGAAGGGUGCCGAGAAGGUCUCAGAGCAGGCGAAAAAGUUAGGCACUGAACUGAAGGAGGGCGCUAAGAAGUUCGGAGAGAAAGCAAAGGAUUUGGGCACAGAUAUAAAGGAUAAAUUUGGAGAUUUCAAAGAGAAGUUUUCAAGUGAUUCUUCGGAGGAACGCGCAGUUCAUAAGCUGCUUAAUGUGGAAUUAAUAAAUCCAGAUAUACUCAAAGCGGAGCAACAGUGCGGACAUGGACAUAUUCUGGAUGCUUUGGGCAAUUGCAGUAAAUUGAGAAAGUAAUUUCAACUUGGAGCAUACUCCUUAUAGAUUCGAACCUACUUGAGUGAUAUUUAAUUCCAAAGAUUUAUAAAAGUAAAAUAUAGAAUGAUUGAUAUAUGUAGAAGUGAUAAACAAAAUAUCGAAAUGAAAUUGUAAAAAUACUUUUAUUAAUCCAACUACAAGCAAAUUUAUAGAUGAUACACGUAUUAGAAAGACAUACCUAGAGACAUUCAUACAAACAUAUUAUUGUUUAGUAAAAAAUAUUAAUAAUAAUAAGAACAGCAUUAUGUAUUGGGUUACCCCAAACGAAAGAUUUUUUAAAAGAGUGUAAACACAGUUCUUAAAUUUUUUAAUAAACUCAAUCAAUCAAUUAUGUAAUUUCCAUUUCGUUGGAUGACCUUUUUGCAAAUUCUUAGUAUAAAAUGGAUUUACUAUGCUAUAUUUAUAUGCAUUUGUAAUAUAAAUUCUAAUAAAGUGAUUUAAAAAUUGUGACGGAAA
This is a messenger RNA of Ceratitis capitata (Mediterranean fruit fly), 1125 nucleotides long. RefSeq lists its product as uncharacterized. NCBI's taxonomy places the organism in Eukaryota, Metazoa, Arthropoda, Insecta, Diptera, Tephritidae. Bases 163 to 648 code for a protein of 161 amino acids. The transcript has a single exon. The record is from RefSeq and is a predicted model, not a curated record.